Macrosteles quadrilineatus (aster leafhopper) is the source of this 963-nucleotide messenger RNA. RefSeq names its product myb/SANT-like DNA-binding domain-containing protein 3. The record is from RefSeq and is a predicted model, not a curated record. Bases 111 to 956 code for a protein of 281 amino acids. The transcript has 4 exons. Gene Ontology annotation, cellular component: nucleus. NCBI's taxonomy places the organism in Eukaryota, Metazoa, Arthropoda, Insecta, Hemiptera, Cicadellidae.
AGUGAGAAUCCUCAACAGUUGGUAUUACAUUUCGCGGUUUUCGUUAAUGAAUUUAGCCGUUGGUUCAUUGUUGGAUUGAGUUCAAACGCUUGAAAAGUUAAGAAGUGAUAAUGGAAGGUUUCACUAUUUCUAAUGAUAGAAAGAGAUUUUCGGAUAAAGAAAAGUUGUUUUUGGUUCAUCAAAUAAAUAAGUACAGCAGGGUGAUUGAGUCGAAAGAAAGUAAUGGGCCAAAAAUUCAAGAGAAGCGGAAGAUUUGGCAGGCUAUCCAACAGGAGUUCAACGCAGAGCCAGACCACACUGAGAAGACUAUACAGCAGUUGCAGAAAUGUUGGGACAAUAUAAAGACCAGCAGGAAGAAGAAGUUGGCAAAGGAAAGGCAGGCCAAAAUGGGAACAGGUGGGGGUCCUCCUACAAAAUUUGAAGAUGACCCAGAAAUCGAUGCCAUCCUUCAAAAUUCAACUGCCAUUGACAUCCCAAAUGUGUAUGACAGUGACACCUCCAUGUUGGAGUCAACCAAAGAACAAGAAUUUUUCAAUAUGACCUUCAUCGAAGUGAGCCAAGAUGGGGAAAGUUCUGCUGUACCAGAAAUUUCAAUUAGGUCUACACCCCCACAGUUGACAAUGACACCUGCUUGUUCAACCCAUGAUCAAAGAACACUAACUAAAGAAAAUGAAAGAAGGAAUGAUGGAGUAUGUGGGAAAAAACGCAAGCUGCUCGGAACUGCCAGGCAGGCUGCAAUCAACAUCGAGCUGGAGGAGAGGGUAAAGAAGUUGAGUAAGAUGGCAGAGCAUGAAGAGGAGUUGCACCAAAUAAGAUUAGAGGAGGCCAGAACAAAAUUAAAGAUACAGCAACAGAUAUUGGAAACAGCAAAAAUUGAAACUGAGGCUGCAAGAAUGAAAAAACAAUAUGAAGAGGAAAUUUUAAAAAUUAAAUUAAAAUGUGCAUGUGAACAUUGAACUUGUA